AUGCGCGCUGGCGCUGCAUCGGUUGUGUUCGAAAAGCCGUCGCCUGCCUCCGGAGCGGGGACCAUGGCGACGGGGUCCCCGCCGCCGUCUGCUCCGAAGCCCGUGACAGUAGACGCUGAAAAGACUCCUCCCCUCGUAUCCGCGGGUCCCCACAGCGGGAACGAGGCUGCGCCGUCUGCGCCGGCUGUUGCUCCUCCCGCUCCGACUGUCGCUCCUGUUCCCCCUGCUCCCGUUGUGGCGCCGACGACGGCUGCUCCUGCUGGGGAAGCUGCUGUUCCCCCUGUCCCUGUCCCUGGCGCUCCUGGUGCACCUGUCGUUUCUGUCCCCGGCGAGCUUGCGCCGGCGUCUGCUUCUUCCCCGAAGGCGGCGUCCGCCACCACUGUCGGCCCGGCCCCGAUGGUUGCGCCUCCCGGCGCGAACCUGAUGGCUCCCGCUCUGCCGCCAGCAGUCCCUGUUGGUGAGCCGUCUCGUCCCCCGUCGCCUGACCGCCGUCUCUCCCGGCCCCAUUCUCCAGCGCCCCAACAAGAGCGCGAGACGUCGCGGCGCCGGCGCAACUCCCCCCGGCGCUACCAGCAGCAGGCCCAGUGGCCCGCUCACCCGGGUGGCAAUGGGGGCUGGAGGGGUCCCCACGGGCGUGGAGGCGGCGGGAGGUAUCGUCCGCCCGUGACAAUGGCGGAUCUUCAGCGGGAGGUGUCCCGGGCCGUGCGCGAGGAUAGGGCGGCGCAGAGCCAGAGCAGUUCGCUGCGGGCUGCGCCGGCGCACGUGGCUCCUCGCCUGACCUUCCCUGGUGCUCCCGGCUCUCGUCUGCAUCUGCCGCCGGUUCCGCCUGUUGCGGGGGUGGAGUUUGUGGCCGCGGGUGGUGGCGCGGCAGCGGCUCAGUAUGCAGCUGAUGAGCCGCUCCAGUUUCUGGCGGAGGCGCUUCAGCCUCCGCAGACGCGUGUUCCCGAGUCGACUCUCGGUCAGCUCCACCGCCUCGCAGAGAGUCUCCACGCGUUGCUGCUGAUACAAGUCCUUGCUCACUCCUCACUCCCUGUGAUCCCUCCUGAGAUGUUCCGCGACUGUCCGCGCGAGACCUGCCUGGAUGCGGCGGACCAGCUCGCAGUGCUGCUGGCGCCCGUGCUGGCUGCGCCCGCGGAGGGUGGCGCUGCUGCUGCGGGACAGCUGGACGAGGCUGUCCGGAGCUUGAAGCGGCAUUUGCGCGCAGGAUCUGGAGCCGCGGCGAUCGGCGCAAGCAUGCUUGUGGUCCGGGAGCUGUGGCGCUCCCUGACGGGCGUUCUUCACGCCCUUGGAGCUCACCGCAUGUAG
This is a messenger RNA of Closterium sp. Naga37s-1, 1305 nucleotides long. The record is from the annotation of a GenBank genome assembly. NCBI's taxonomy places the organism in Eukaryota, Viridiplantae, Streptophyta, Zygnematophyceae, Desmidiales, Closteriaceae.